UACAUAUAAACACACAUGCAAAAUUAAGAGUCCCAAUAGAAUCCCUCAGUAUUCUUUCCAAUUUAUUCUCAAGCCUGACACUCAACAAUAAGUUUGCUAAACCUAUCAAGCUACCACUGAAUUCUUUGAUCAACUACCCAAUUGCAUCACAAGUAAUUUCCAAUCCUAAAAUCCCUAGCUCUCAAAAAGCAAUACCUUCUAGACAAAGCAAGCGUCAAUACAAGAUUUGUAUUAUUGUGUCUGACAACCCUGACCACAGCAGGCUUAACAGCAAGAUGUAAAUCAUUAUAUUAUGCAGUCACUCCAUCAUUUAUCAAAGUAACAAGGAAUACCAUUUUCAGUUAUUUAGGUGCAGGUCUCUUCAUUGUACCAGAAGUAUUUAACCCGUACUUAAUAUACAGAUAAUGAUUAUUAUAGAACAC
Molecule: messenger RNA, 422 nt
Organism: Paramecium octaurelia
Lineage: Eukaryota; Ciliophora; Oligohymenophorea; Peniculida; Parameciidae
Source: the annotation of a GenBank genome assembly